GGGUGGGUGCUAGGAAGGCGAAGGAGUGCGGGGAAAAAUGGGAGAACAUGUACCAGCAGUUCAAAUCCGUGCACAGAUUCAUGGGACAAUCUGGGAAGCAAAAUUUCUUCACACUAACGUCGGUGGAGAGGAAGGAGAAAGGGUUCGACUUUCGGAUGGAUGAGCGUGUGUAUUCCGAGAUGAACACGAUGUUGAAGGCCGAUCACAGCAUUCACCCGACGAAUCUCGCGGACACGGGUGCGGCUGGAGGGGUUCAUAUGGUCGGGCCAAGUGGCAGCCGGAACAAAUCCGUGGCUAGCGAGGGAUGUGGGGAUGGACAGGAUGACGAUCAGGGAUCGACGAGGGAUUCGACAUUCAGUGGUGGUAGUGCAGACGGGGGCGGCAAAAGGAGGAACGUGAGACAAUACACGUUCGAUGAGAUCGCCGACGUCAUGGAUAAGCACGGGAAGCUGAUGACGACAGUGGUGGAUAGCGCGAUCAAGAGGCAGUGUUCAAUUCUCACGAGGCAAUGCGACAUUCUCGAGCGAGAGGUGGAGGUGCAGAAGAAGCACUACGAGAAGACCGACCAGGAGAACCUGAUGAUGUGCAAUGCCCUUUUGGAGAUCGCGAAAGCGAUCUUAACGUCUAUCAGUCACUCGUCUCCGAGACUACGUCAGCAGGACACGCCAGCAGACCACGUCAGCAAGCCACAUCAGCAAGCCACGUCAGCAAGCCACGUCAGCAAGCCACGUCAGCAAGCCACGUCAGCAAGCCACGUCAGCAAGCCACGUCAGCGGACAGAGCAAGAAUACCACGUCAGCAGGCCCCCGGCCUGGUACAUGCUGUUGCGAUCACAGACAGCCGUCAUGGAUCAGAGGCUCGGUGAAGCAGACGAGGCCUAUCUGGCCCGGAUGAUGGCUUGGAGUACCGAGACAAAGAAACGGGCAGAUGACGCAGCUGCAGCAGCGAAGAAGAAGGCAGAGGAUGCCGAGCAGGCACGUCUGCUGGCACUCAAACAACAACGCGAGCAUGACGAGGCAGCAACAAGGGCUGCCGAUGAAGAAAGGAACCAACGUCGUGAGAAGAUAUUUAGCGGAGGGCAGACCUUGCUCACAAUGGCGGCGGAAUGGCGGACCAAGGCUGAGAAUGGCAAGUUGGAGGAUUGCGAAAACAAGAUCGCUCUCCUCCUCUCGCAUCUCACAGACCUCCUGGCUACAUGCAUUACGCAGCAGGAGGAUAUCCACAACCUCGACAACUCGCUAGCUAAAUUACAAAGUCGCCUGCAGCAGCUGGAGCAGCGACCUGUCGCCGCACCCGAUGCAAGCGCUUCCACCACCUCCGAUCGCCUCGAAGCAUUGGAGAUGCACGUCGCCUCCAUCCAGGACGGCGCACAGUUACAGCAGACGGCGACGCAACAGUUGCAGCAGCGGAUCUGUACCACCGCCAAUACCUCGAGUUCGGAGCCUCGCGAGACAACUCCAAAGUUUGACGGGCAGGAGAUUUUCUGCGACUCGAUCAAGACAGAUCCGAUUCCAUGGUUCCGCAAAUUCGAGCUCACGCUGCAGCUCCACAACGUCAAAGAACACAAGCACCACUCAUACUUGUACUCUCGCUUAGAGGGCGUGUGCCAGGCUUGGUUGGACAACCUCUUGUCCAAGUACGGAGUGUUAGCUGCCGACUUACACACCAAGAUCAGUUGGGAUGAUCUGAAGGCGGCGUGGCACAAGCGGUUCCAGGUUGAGCCGCCGGAGAUCAAAGCUAUGGACAAGCUCAUGGUCUUCGAACAAGGCACGCUGCCGAGUACCGACUGGAUCGCCGAGUACCAACGCUUAACGUCAGUCCCAAACAUCCAGAUGGACUUCAAAGCCAUCCGCCAUUACUUCAUCUCAAGGUCCUGUCUGACAUUAAGUAAUGCCCUGACUCACGGCGAGGACACCUUGACGACGAUGGCGGAACUUUUUGACAAGGCCGCGCAGAUCAUCAUUACGAACAAGGAGGCGAAGAAUCUGCGUUCGUUUGCGGCAGGCCCGAGCCGGGAUUAGCAUCGGCGAAGAGUGGUCGUGGUCACGGAAGCAACGCCGUUUGACCAAACCAGUGC
Chara braunii is the source of this 2077-nucleotide messenger RNA. NCBI's taxonomy places the organism in Eukaryota, Viridiplantae, Streptophyta, Charophyceae, Charales, Characeae. The record is from the annotation of a GenBank genome assembly.